AUCAUCACAGGUCCUGUAAGCACACAGCUCCUCUACAGCUGGAGGUUUCUGCAUCAUAGAAUCCUCUAUUGAUAUCUUCUGCAUAAGAUAAUUUUCCUGAUUGACCUGUCAAAGAUGAAAAGGGACGUAGACAAGAUGGUGGAGAGGAUAUUAAAUCUCACCCUAGAGAUACUCUACUGGCUUACGGGAGAGGAUUACACAGUGGUGAAGAAGACCUCUAGUGAACGCUGUCAGGCCUCUGUAUCUGAAGGAUGGGGAAGAACCCUGAGCCCAAUCACGGGGCCUCCAACUAAUUCCCUAAAACAUGAAGACAUCAAUGAACAGAAGAUCCUAGAACUCACCCACAAGAUGAUUGAGCUGCUGACUGGAGAGGUUCCUAUAAGGUGUCAGGAUGUCACUGUCUAUUUCUCCAUGGAGGAGUGGGAGUAUGUAGAAGGACACAAGGAUCUGUACAAGGACAUCAUGAUGGAGGACCACCAGCCCCUCAGAUCACCAGAUAGAUCCAGUAAGAAAACAACACCAAAGAGAUAUCCCAGUCCUCUUCAUCCACAAGAUCAUCAGGUUUUUAAUCAGGAUAAAGAUCUGAAUGAUAUUACUUCUUCAAAUACAGAUGUGAGGAGUGAUGACCAGUAUAAGAAAAACAUUUCUACAAAGACAUACGUUAGAGAUGAUGUCCAGUGUAAGGAGGAAAUUACUACAGAGACAUACGUGAGGGGUGAUGACCAGUGUAAGGAGGAAAUUACUACAGAGACAUAUGUGAGAGGUGAUGACCAGUAUAAGGAAGAAAUUACUACAGAGACAUAUGUGAGAGGUGAUGACCAAUGUAAGGAGAAAAUUUCGACAGAGUCAUAUGUUAUGGACGUUGACCAGUGUGAGGAGGAAAUUACUACAGAGACAUAUGUGAGGGGCGAUGACCAGUUUGAGGAAGAAAUUACUACAGAGACAUAUGUGAGCAGCGAUGACCAGUGUGAGGAGGAAAUUCCUAUAAAGACAUAUGUGAGGGGCGAUGACCAGUAUAAGAUGGACAUUUCCAAAGAUACAUAUAUGUGGGGUAAUGAGCAGCAUAAGGAGGACAUUCCUACAGAUAAUCAGUCAGAUGACUAUACCGAGAGCUCAGAGGGUCAUGAGAUAUGUUCAGAUUUUCAAGAAGGUGAUUGUGGUACUGCACAAGAUACAUAUGAAGAGCAUGCCAUUAUCCCAGAUAUACCCUCAGACCUUCACAGCCAAGAUCUAUCAUCUGAUCCUUUUCAACAUGUCCUAUUGUCUGAUAAAUCAAAUACUGUUAAUCAGAAUAAAAAGCACACAGGGGAGAAGCUCUUUUCAUGCUCUGAAUGUGGCAAAUGUUUUUUCCGCAAAUCGUGUCUCCAUAGACAUCAGGAAAUUCAUACAGGGGAGAAGCCAUUUUCAUGUUCAGAAUGUGGGAAAUGUUUUACUCGGAAAUCACAUGUUGUUGAACACCAAAAAAUUCACACAGGAGAGAAACCGUUUGUCUGUUCAGAAUGCGGGAAGUGUUUUUCCAUGAAGUCACAUCUUGUUGAACAUCAAAAAACCCAUACAGGAGAGAAGCCAUUUUCAUGCCCAGAAUGUGGGAAAUGUUUUACUCGGAAAUCAUAUCUUGUUAUACAUAAGAAAAUUCACACAGGGGAGAAGCCAUAUUCAUGUUCAGAAUGUGGGAAAUGUUUUACUCAAAAAUCUAAUCUUCUUAAGCAUCAAAGAAUUCACACAGGGGAGAAGCCCUUUUUAUGUUCAGAGUGUGGAACGUGUUGCUUUCAGAGAGCACAUCUCAUUGAUCACCAGAGAAUUCACACAGGAGAGAAACCAUUUUCAUGUCCAGAAUGUGGCAAAUGUUUUAGUCGGAAAUCAUAUGUUGUUGACCAUCAAAGAAUUCACACAGGGGAGAAACCAUUUUCAUGUCCUGUAUGUGGAAAGUGUUUUAACUACAAGUCAGCUCUAAUGGCACAUCAGAGAACACAUGGAGAAAAAAGAUUUUCAUGUCCAGAGUGUGGGAAAUAUUUUUCCAGCAAAGCAUAUCUUCUGAAACAUCAAAGAAUCCACACAGGGAAGUAGACAUUUGGGGGGAGAUUUAUUAGACUGGUGUAAAGUAGAACUGGCUUAGUUGCCCAUAGCAACCAAUCAGAUUCCACCUUUCAUUUUUCUCAGCUCCUUUGGACACACAUGGAACGUCAAAAUGUAUAGGUAAAUGAGACUUCCCGGACAUUGACAGCUGAUUGCCAGCUACUUUUAAACUAGGGUGAAGUAAGGCAGAAAGUGCAGGUGAGGUACAGUGUGCGCCUUUAGACUCCUCAACUACAGUAUGUUAAUCUGCUCCUCGUUAUGACGUUAUGGUGGAAAGAAGAGCCAGCAAUGGCACACUACGGAAGAGAUACUUGAGAAAGUGCUGGAAAACUAGUGAAACAAUUACGCUUUAGUAAGUUCUACCAAAGACUUCAAUAAAA
Bufo bufo (common toad) is the source of this 2456-nucleotide messenger RNA. RefSeq names its product oocyte zinc finger protein XlCOF22-like. Gene Ontology annotation, molecular function: DNA-binding transcription factor activity; RNA polymerase II cis-regulatory region sequence-specific DNA binding. Bases 115 to 2067 code for a protein of 650 amino acids. Gene Ontology annotation, biological process: regulation of transcription by RNA polymerase II. NCBI's taxonomy places the organism in Eukaryota, Metazoa, Chordata, Amphibia, Anura, Bufonidae. The record is from RefSeq and is a predicted model, not a curated record. The transcript is spliced from 7 exons.